CUUACAGGUAUCAACCUCUGAAGGUUCCUGACCCUGCGCUGGACGACUUCCCCUUCGCAGACUCCCAUCAGGCCGGACUCUGCAAACCUGCUUCCACAAUGGGUGGGUGUGAGCGCUGGUAAUGAGGAGCUGUGGGCGCAGCCAGCCUUGGAGAUGCCGAAGAGACGGGACAUCCUCGCGAUUGUCCUCAUUGUGCUUCCCUGGACACUGCUCAUCACCGUCUGGCACCAGAGCAGCCUCGCACCUCUGCUUGCUGUGCACAAGGAUGAGGGAAGUGACCCCCGCCAUGAGGCACCACCCGGUGCGGACCCUAGGGAGUACUGCAUGUCCGACCGAGACAUCGUGGAGGUGGUGCGCACAGAGUACGUGUACACGAGGCCGCCACCGUGGUCCGACACGCUGCCCACCAUCCAUGUGGUGACGCCCACCUACAGUAGACCGGUGCAGAAGGCAGAGCUGACGCGAAUGGCCAACACGCUAUUGCAUGUGCCCAACCUUCACUGGCUGGUGGUGGAGGAUGCUCCACGCAGGACGCCCCUCACAGCGCGCCUGCUGCGCGACACUGGCCUCAACUACACACACCUGCACGUAGAGACACCACGCAACUACAAGCUGCGAGGUGACGCCCGAGACCCUCGCAUCCCACGUGGCACCAUGCAGCGCAAUCUGGCCCUGCGCUGGUUGCGGGAGACCUUCCCACGGAACUCCACUCAGCCGGGCGUAGUGUACUUCGCAGAUGAUGACAACACGUACAGUCUGGAGCUCUUUGAAGAGAUGCGCAGCACAAGAAGGGUGUCCGUGUGGCCUGUGGCCUUCGUUGGCGGCCUUCGGUAUGAGGCCCCCCGGGUGAAUGGGGCAGGGAAAGUGGUUGGCUGGAAGACAGUCUUCGACCCCCACCGGCCAUUUGCAAUAGACAUGGCUGGAUUUGCUGUCAACCUCCGGCUCAUCUUGCAACGAAGCCAGGCCUACUUUAAGCUACGUGGGGUGAAGGGGGGCUACCAGGAAAGCAGUCUCCUUCGAGAACUUGUCACCCUCAAUGAUCUAGAGCCCAAGGCAGCAAACUGUACCAAGAUCCUGGUCUGGCAUACGCGAACAGAGAAGCCAGUGCUGGUGAAUGAGGGGAAGAAGGGCUUCACUGACCCCUCGGUGGAGAUCUGAAACUACACAUGCAGUGACUCUGAGGCAGACUCCUGAGGAACACCUAUUACGUAGACUGAGGGCUUCCAAGAGAGCCCAGCUUGAUGCCAGGACAAAAGACAGAGAAUUUAAGCACAGAAUCCCAGACCUGUGGUUCUCUACAUCAACAAGGCCAGGGGCUUAAAAGACCCAAGUGCUGGGGAUUCCCGUUGCCAGCAAAGCCUGUGCUCAGCACACCUCCUUGGAAGCUUCCUGCAUUGAUGAGGCUGUGUAAGCAAGGGGACCCUGCCUUCGAGUGAUGCUGGGGUGAGGGAGGUCAGAAAACGCCACUAUUGAGUGCAGCAUGGCUGUCCAUGGCUCCCUGCUCUUGGGCCCAGCAUGACUACACAGCAUGUGCCCAGCCAGGACAUCCUGAAGACCAGAGAGCAGCCUGGGGCAUGAAGAUGCCCCAACACUUGUCUUUCACACCUGCUCUUCCUCAGAGCUGCUCCCAAAUCAGAAAUACCUCUGGCUCUCCUCUGGUUCGUGUUUACAGGGCAUAAGGCUGUCUUGGAUCCCACCUGGCACCCAGCCCUGCAUUGGGGGAGCCUGGGCCUACCUACAGCUCCCCUUGUACCUCAGGCUGUAGAAGAACCAAGCCCUUCCCCGUGUCCUUCAAGCCUCCUGUGCCAGAAUCAGCCAGGUGGUGGGCCUAGAGCCAGCACAGGUCACGGAUUGACCUGGAUUGAGAACCAAGUCACCCCACAGUCCACACUGCCUCGCCAAUACCCCUGGGCUGCAAUGCCCCUUGCUGGGUUUGGACUGGGGAGGCAAUUGCCCUCUUCCUGGAACCCCUGAGAAUCACAGAUCUCAGGACUGGAGGUAACAGUAAUAAACAGGCAGAGCUCUUCCUGAAAAGUUUGAGGCCCAGCAAUCCCAGCCCUUUUCUGAGCCAAUCCUAUGAGGGGUGCAUUAGCAGGGGCUCAAGGUCAAGAGCAGGAAAUGUCUAAACACUGAAAGGGAGACCUGAGCACAUACUGCUUUGGAAGUCACUCUAUCUUACACAAAACGGGAAAGCUUGCAAUGCCAGCCCGCCUCAUGCCCACUGCCCCUUCUACGCCCCAGACAGUACGCUCACGCUGUUAUACCUACCCACCUGCCCGAGAGAAGCAUCUGCCUGGGUAUUCAGCAGCCCAGAGGCCCCUGGUUCUGGCUGCACGGGGCCCUCUGGUGGUAACCUCACUCCAGCUCCUACAAGUUGGAAGCACAAUUUUCCCCCCAAGUGGGGAAAAGGAAAGGGCACGAGCCCACUGAAGAAGCAUUUAUUUUUUAACUGCUAACAGCUCCCCCGCUCCAUUAAAACUCACAGGAUGGGCCCGAGAGUCAUUCAGAAUCCACUCUUGGGUGGAUGAGACUCAGUCCACACAGCUAACUUUCAGAGAAUAGCAUCAGCUGCCCAUUUUGAAAUGGAUUUAACUUCCCACAGUCUUCGGGAAACGACCUGAUGGGAUAAGACCCCGCAGUCACCCUGUAGGACAUCUCCCCCGAACCAUUCAUACUUUUGGAUAUUGGUUUACCCCUUGGCAUCAAAUGAGGGGCACAGGGAAUCUAUCCAAUGGGUGAAUAUGUCUGGGCACCUCACGCUCAUUCAUAGAAACUGUUCGUGGAUGCCAAGGUCAAACGGGCUGCCGAGGCCACCUUUUUAGCCAAACACAGUGCUCUUUUUAGGAAAUCGAAAAUGAAAAAAAACAAAAUGGGGAUUUUUAUUUUUCACUUUUUGGCAGAUGCUACUUCAGUUGUUUUCACAUUACGUCCCCUCUUAGCUGCAUGUGUAUUUAUUUAAAAUUACAACCCCGGUGGACUGCGGCCUUCAUCACGGUCGGGAAUGAGUUUGUUGCAAAUCAGAACUGGGUCCAUGAUGACAACUGGCUCUCCAAACCCAGGCUGUCCCCUGCUCCCUUGCUGGAAAGGCCCACCACAGAGGAGUUAAGCCAGGGGUCCAGGAGCUCCGUGGGCAGAGGCUGGCGUGAGGGUGGAGCCCAAGCUGCUGCGCCAUCUGGUCUGUUUUUAUUUAACUGUAUUUAAUUUGUUUUCAAAAAAAAUUAAAAGUCAAAUAUGGUUUUUAACAGUUGUAA
Messenger RNA from Rattus rattus (black rat), 3251 nucleotides. RefSeq names its product beta-1,3-glucuronyltransferase 1 (gene B3gat1). Lineage: Eukaryota; Metazoa; Chordata; Mammalia; Rodentia; Muridae. Gene Ontology annotation, molecular function: galactosylgalactosylxylosylprotein 3-beta-glucuronosyltransferase activity. Gene Ontology annotation, cellular component: Golgi membrane. The record is from RefSeq and is a predicted model, not a curated record. Gene Ontology annotation, biological process: carbohydrate metabolic process; chondroitin sulfate proteoglycan biosynthetic process. The transcript has 6 exons. The coding region runs from base 154 to 1158 and encodes 334 amino acids.